AUGCAUCGAACCGUGAACCUGGAUAGAGCUGCGAGGGAGUACCCGCUGUCGAAUCCGGCUACCGACUUCGAGAGCUCGCCGCGUGUAACUACCAACGGCGUUGCAGGGUUGACCGCCAUGUCAAGCCCUUCGGCGAAGAGCAGAAGUUCGGCGUGUACCUCGUGGUCGUCUCUGGAUCGGUGGGGAAGGACGUUGUGCUACGCUGCUCGGAGGGAAAGUGUCGAAAGACAGGUUACGCGCAUUGACAAUGAAGUUGAUACGCGGAUAGGUGAUGAUCAAUCGCCACUCAACUUGACUUAUGGUGCGGCUGUUUUGGCAAGUUGA
Messenger RNA from Ramularia collo-cygni, 324 nucleotides. RefSeq lists its product as uncharacterized. The transcript has a single exon. Bases 1 to 324 code for a protein of 107 amino acids. Lineage: Eukaryota; Fungi; Ascomycota; Dothideomycetes; Mycosphaerellales; Mycosphaerellaceae. The record is from RefSeq and is a predicted model, not a curated record.